This is a messenger RNA of Orussus abietinus, 3216 nucleotides long. RefSeq lists its product as uncharacterized. Lineage: Eukaryota; Metazoa; Arthropoda; Insecta; Hymenoptera; Orussidae. The record is from RefSeq and is a predicted model, not a curated record.
CUCCGAAAUCGGAUAUGCAGGAUCUCCAUCUCGGGAGGUGCUCACCAGAGGUCGCAGUAUCGAUUCUGUGGACCGUCCAUUUCAUCCCAGCGAAUGGGUGGACGUCAACCUAGAAGUGCCCAGCACGCCAAGGACCGAUUCGACGUUCGCGAAUUUGUCGCUGGACUCUAACCUGUACCCAACAACAAUUACUCAGGCGUCCAGCUAUCCCGGAAACCGGGAGGUAUUCGUCUCGAAAGGUAUUACCCCAAUUCCUCCACCAAGGCACAGGAAGAAAAAUCGAGGAAGACCAUUACCGCCGAAACCUGAUGAGCUCCCUGAAACUCAUUUGGCUUUGUCAAGGUCCGUGCAAAGCUUACAUGGAGAGCCUUUAUAUUCUUCGGUUAAGUCGCCGAAAUCAAGAAUUAAUCGCGAGGGAAGUGUUGGCGACAAGGAAGAGUCUUAUACUGAUCUUGGCCGAACAAUUUGUUCGACCGAAACGGGAAAAUGGCCGAACGGGGAGUCGAAGAAAAAGGAAAUCUUCGAGCACAAGGUGAACGGAACCGGAAGGGUGAUUCCCAGCAUCGUCGUCUCCGGGGGGAAACUUGAAGACUGUAAACCACAUUCCCAGGGCGUGGAGAAUUACAACAAAAGUCCCUACGAGGAUUAUGUGAAAAUCACAAAGGACCCUUCGGAGGAAAAUCCCCGAGGAAAUUCGACAUACCACCAGGAAGCGAUCAGCGGGCAAAAAAGGCAAAAAAGUCCGACGAGGUCGAAAAACCACAGCACCGUCAGUCUUCCGAGCUACGACGAGCUGGAAGUGGUGAAGCACGCCGUGGAAAAGGCGAAAGAAGCCGAAAAUCUGAGGAAAACCAGCCUGGCUGAAAAGCUGCAAAUCGAAAAUGGAAAAACCCCCCAAAGAAACGCCAGCACUGGUUCCCUGCCUGUCGAGUCGAUUUUCACGUCCUUCUCCCAGAAGACCGCGGAAAGACUGGAAAAUUACGUGACGAGGUGCAGGAGUUUCGGAAGUCUCCUUCCCCAUCAGAUCCUGGACAGAUUGAGGAACGAGGAGGAGCAAACAGCCGAAAGCUCGGAGGACGAGUGGAGUGGUUUGGACGAUUGGGACCUGGGGGUCGUAGAACAUUACGAACCGGACGAUGGCCGAGCAACCUCAGUUUCGAAUUCCAGACACCGAGAGAAGAAGAGCCCGAAAUUCAACAUCGGCGGCGAGAAUCUGCUUUCAAAAAGGACUCCGAAGGACAAAGGAGAAGACGUGGUGGACUCCGGAGGAAGUAUCGAAGAGAGGCAGAAAAGAGUUGGGGAAAAUGGAAAGGACAGCAUCGACCCUCCGGGAAAUGGCACCAUUGAGGUGCCAAAGUCUGGGACGGCAUUCAAGUCCGGCUUGAAGCUGGAGACUGGAGGGAAAACUUCAACCCCAUUGAAAGCUGACAUGGACACCGGGAAAUCGCAGAAGACCACCUUAGAAGACUGGUUCCUUGGCCAGGAGAGGUCUGUUGGGUUUUUCGACUCCAAAGAUGAAGACAGCACCCCUGCGCAGGAUUUCCUGUCAGCUAGGGAUGACAAAGUUCCCGAAGAGAAGGAAGGGUUCAAAAGCUUCCUGGAGCGGUCCAAGGACACCAGCGAGUCGUUUUUCGAAGCCCGAGAGGAUCCUAGGAACGCGGAGGCAAACAACGUGGACAAUGGGGAAGUGGAGCCGAGAGGUCCUUCGAAGACGCUGAAGAGGACUCUCUCCAACGAGAGCGAGCCAUACGACAGCUACGAGGAAAAGGAGCUGGUCAUGGACAUCAGGUCGCAGUCCUCCGUCAGCAAAAUCUCCAGGACGAUUUCAGAAGAGUCCCUUCCCCGCGAGAUGCUGGAAGAGGUCGACAUCGACGAGGAAGAGGACUUCUUCGAGGUGAAACUCGCGAAGGACGUGCAGAACAAGAUGACGAAGGACUUCGUCUCACCGAAGGAGAAGAGUCUGAAGACCCCACCACCGAGUCCAGAGCCGAAGAUCAAGGCAGAGAUCCUGGACAACGAUCACUCGACGUUGCUGAAGGUGCUGAAGGAAGCUGGGGGAGAGGAGAGUAAUCUGAGCUCCAUGACGCCAAGUCUCACCGAGUUGGAAGCUGCGUUAUCAGACAUGCUGGAGAAAGAGGAGGAGAAGCAGGUGGAGGUGGACAGGGACCCCGAAGAGCUGGACCCCAAGGCGGACUCCAGCAAGUUCCUGGAGAAACUGAUAGAGCCGAAAAUCCUGCCGAUGGGAGUGGAGAAACCUGGAGAAGGGACGACGGAAGAUGCGGACCAAUCCAAACUUCCAGGUCCAGAUCCUGAUCGAAGGGAGUUCAAGACGGUCUCUUUGGAGCUGAUCAUCAACGACUCGAGUUGCUCCCAGAGAAGUCAAAUGAUGAUCGAAGACCAUGAAGAGUCUGACUUGGUGGAGGUGGACUUGAGGAACGGAGACGUGCACAACGCCUCGGUGCAUCCUGAGAUGAAGGAUCACCAGGAGCAUCGGGAGUCGAAUCCGGCCUCGAUUGGGGACUCUCCACCUUUGGAUCUGGAUUGCCCUAGGACACCAGACUGUGUGGUGUUGUCGAGUUAUAGGAAAUUAGAUUUUGGGCACGCGGACAUUCCGCCGGAGAAGCCCAGUCGCUUGCAUAGAGUCACUUUUGAUGAAUUCAGUGAUUAUAACCAGCCAGUUCCUACACCUCCCAGGAGAAGGCACCGCAGUGGCUCGAGGGUGUCCAAGGAAGACGCCUCCAAGUCCAUAACCUCAAAUCCUGGUGAACCAGAUCCUCAUCGUAACGACAGACUCAUCUAAUGUGGCGGGUUCGAUGCACAUUAAAAUUUCAAACGCGACCACGUGACUAAUAAUCAUGUGAUAUGACGGAACGAAGUGCGUCAUCUCCGCCAGGACAAAAGACGGAUAAUGGCAAUAUAGGUGCGUUAUGUUAUGUGCUAGUGUAGGGAAAAGAAAUGCAUCCACGCAGAGUACAGACUGGACGAAAGAGAAGUCCUCUGGAAAGGAAAGGAAGAGGAAGGAGGCACUAAUUAAUCUCGUUAUUAUGCGAUAAACCGGGUUGCCGUAAACCGCAUAGUGACCGCCUUAAUGGCGGCGAGCGAUGCUCUAAUUGUGCACCUUCGCGGAUGUUUAAUUAUAUGUAUGUGUAUAUGUAUGUACAUCACACGUAGAGACGCCUAAUGGCGGAAUAAAUAGCGAAAAGAGUUGGAAUCCAA